CAAGGCGAUUCACAAGCGAGGCAUUUUCUCCUCUCAAAUCUGAUUGGCUGCCCGCUCAAAGCAUUGUCACAUGACACUCCAACGCAACAGAAGCAGGAAGAACACAAAACCGACCCAGGAUGACAGCAGCCCUCCUGUGUUUCCUCCUGGCUUCUCCACUGCUGCUGGUUGCUGGCAGCCCAGUUUAUAACCCUAACAAUGGGACCGUACCAUUGGUGCUGUGGCAUGGGAUGGGCGACAGCUGUUGUAACCCACUCAGCAUGGGGGCCAUGAAGAAGAUGAUUGAGGAGGAGAUCUCUGGCAUCUACGUGAUCUCGCUGAUGAUCGGGAAGAACGUCGUUCAGGACGCAGAAAAUAGCUUUUUCAUGGAUGUGAAUGAGCAGGUGUCCAUGGUCUGCAGUCAGCUGGCCCAAGACCCAAAGUUGAAGGGAGGAUACAACGCCAUGGGCUUCUCCCAAGGGGGACAAUUUCUAAGAGCUGUGGCUCAGCGCUGUCCCUCCCCGCCAAUGAAAAACCUCAUCUCCGUCGGGGGCCAGCACCAAGGAGUGUACGGGCUGCCGAAGUGCCCCGGAGAAAGCUCCCACAUCUGUGACAUGAUACGCAAAGCUCUCAACAACGGAGCUUACACCGACUUGGUUCAAAAACACCUGGUGCAGGCCCAGUACUGGCACGACCCCUUAAACGAGGACCUGUACAUGAAGCACAGCCUCUUCCUGGCCGACAUCAACCAGGAGAGGGCUGUAAAUGAAACGUACAGGAAGAAUCUUCAAUUGUUGGAAAAGUUUGUCAUGGUCAAGUUCCUGCAGGAUUCUGUAGUGGAUCCUGUCGAUACAGAGUGGUUUGGCUUCCUGAAAACCGGCCAGGCCAAAGAGACUGAAACUCUGCAAGAGAGCGUGCUCUACAAAGAGGACCGCCUGGGACUGGCAGCGAUGGACAAAGUGGGAAAGUUGGCUUUUCUUUCAUCCGAAGGGGACCACCUGCAGUUCACAAGAGAGUGGUUCACUGCAAACCUGCUGCCUUAUUUGCACUAAAACACCUAAAAUUGUCAAAUCAGACAACAACAAAAAAUGGUUUCGAGAGCAGUAUAAUUCCAGCUAAUAAACGCUUAACUGGGAGGGUGCAGAAAUCCCAUCAUGCAUUCCUUUUGCACGGAUUGCUUGUGGCAUGUGGAUGUCUAACCAUGCUAUUUUCUUUAGGUGUUUUGAUAAGGUCACGUGUUUUUGUUUUAAUAAAAAGCAUCUGUACACAUUACACUGUAAUCCAAUAAAGGCAAAGAGACUGUU
Molecule: messenger RNA, 1283 nt
Organism: Pungitius pungitius (ninespine stickleback)
Lineage: Eukaryota; Metazoa; Chordata; Actinopteri; Perciformes; Gasterosteidae
Gene: ppt1
Product: palmitoyl-protein thioesterase 1 (ceroid-lipofuscinosis, neuronal 1, infantile)
Exons: 10
Coding region: 120-1031 (303 amino acids)
Biological process (GO): protein depalmitoylation; receptor-mediated endocytosis
Cellular component (GO): lysosome
Molecular function (GO): palmitoyl-(protein) hydrolase activity
Source: RefSeq, a predicted model, not a curated record